AUGCUCUGCCAUGGCUGCCGACACAUUCGCCCUCGAAAAUUUCGCUCCCUUUUGAUAGCCUUCGAAGGCAGAAGAAACUUUACAAACGGGCUCAGUGAAUCGACAGAUGUCGUGGUUUGCGGAGGCGGAAUUGCCGGAACAUCAGUGGCUUAUCACCUGGCGCUCAAGGGGAAACGAGUUUCGCUGUACGAACGAGAUGCCGUCGGAUGCGGUGGUGCUACAGGAAUGUCAGCCGGGUUGGUCUCGGCCCCGAUCUAUUGGCAGGACACGACAAACCAAAUCCUCGCCGAGACCUCCCUGAAGCUCUACAAUGAAUUGGCAAGCAGCGGGAAGUUCAGAUACGUCAAGUGUGGCAGAGUAUUUCUCGCCUCCUCCCUGGCCAGUGAAAUAUUGUUAAGGCGGAUGUACAGCCGAGGCAUCCUGCACAAAGAAGACGUCGAACUGCUGGACGAUCAAAGCGACAUGCUGGCCCGGUGGCCGUAUCUGCAAACCGAGGAUAUCCAGCUCGCCCUGUUCUCACCAGAAGACGUUGCAUUGGAUACACCGGCGAUGGUGCAAGAAUUGGCCGCACGGGCGAAGGCGUUGGGGGCGAAAAUCUAUGAGGGCGUCGAAGUCAAGGAGGUGCUGCUCGGGGACGAGAAACAGGUAUACGCGGUCCGUACUUCCAAUGGAAUUGUGGAGACGCCGGCUUUCGUUGAUGCGGCAGGCGUUUGGACCGGCAGCGUUCUCUGCAAACAUCUACCACAUCGCAAAAUCCAGACGGCGCACCAUCCCUGUACAUACACCUAUCUACACUCCACCAAAUUGCCGAGCAGCUCCGUCUGUGACACUACGCCCAUAAUCAACGAUUUGGACGGCAACGUGAUGAUGCGGCUGACCGGUUUCAAGACGUUGUGUGCUGGUUUUCAGGAAGACGGCAUCCGGCCGCUGGCCCGCCCAUCCGGAACUGGAGACUGGGCACAACCUGAAGCCGACUGGGAUAAAUUUGGCUCUUCCCUGUCUCGCCUGAUCCACCGCAUACCGAUAGCCGGCGAGAUCGACCAUGGGGAUUUGAUGUGCGGCAUGGAAGCCUAUACACCAGAUAAAGCGUGUACGAUCGGCGAGAGCAGCCAGGCAAAAGGAUACUACGUCGCUUCGGGCUUCAACGGACAGGGCCUGUCGCUGGCUGGUGGUGUCGGGAAGUUCCUCGCUGAAUGGAUUAUUGACCGCGACGUAUCUGUGGAUGUUGCGCGGAUAGACGUCGGUCGCUUCGUCGAAUUGCACGCCAAUUCACAGUACCUCAUCGAACGUACCCCGGAAAUUGCCGCUAUGACGUACAUCAACAUGUACAAUUCGCAUCAAUGCCACACAGCCCGAAAUCUGCGCAUGUCUCCCAUCUACCAUCAAUUAAGGGAUGCUGGCGCUGUGUUCGGUGAAAUCAUGGGCUACGAAAGGCCGCUCUGGUUCGAGCCCAACGCCCCAAAAGAGCGGAAUGCUCUGCUACAAGGCCAAGAUGUCCUCAUCGGAAAACCCGUCUGGUUUGAUAGGGUCCGAGCCGAGUACGAGGCUUGCCGUGAACGCGUCGGCCUCAUCGACAUGAGCAGCUUCUCCAAGUUUGAGAUCACGGGCGAUGAUUGCGUCUCUUUCCUACAAUAUCUCUGCUCGGCUGACAUUGAGCGGCCAAUCGGGACGACCAUCUACACGGGAAUGCAGAAUGACAAGGGCGGUUAUGUGACGGAUUGCACGAUCAGUCGGAUUCGUGAUAAAUGCUUCUUCAUGGUCGCACCUACCAUUCAACAAGACCGCUGCCUAUCCUGGAUGCGAAACUGGGCCACAGAGUUGAAGAAAAAUGUCCAUAUCCAGGAUGUGACCGGAAUGUACACGGCACUCGACGUCGUCGGGCCGUCCUCUAGGUAUCUGAUGACCGAUCUGACGGGUUUGCCGAUGGGCAAUCGUGAAUUUCCGGCUUUUAGAUGCCAGGAAAUGAACAUCGGGAUGGCGACCGGAAUCCGGGCGAUCAGCGUCACUCAUUGCGGCGAGCUCGGCUGGGUCAUCUAUAUCCCGAACGAGGUAGCUCAAAACGUCUAUGAACGACUCGUUGAAGCCGGAAAGGAAUACAGCAUGCUUCACGCUGGCUACUACACGCUGCGUCAACUGCGCAUCGAAAAGUUCUACGUCUACUGGGGCCAGGACAUCAACGCCACCGUGACACCCAUGGAGUGUGGCCGCGCAUUCCGCGUUGAUUUUAAGCACUCCGUGGGAGGCGAGGCAAGUCUCUGCGAUUUUGUCAAG
Molecule: messenger RNA, 2271 nt
Organism: Mesorhabditis spiculigera
Lineage: Eukaryota; Metazoa; Nematoda; Chromadorea; Rhabditida; Rhabditidae
Source: the annotation of a GenBank genome assembly